AUGCAGCAAACCGAGAGGGGCACACCGCCGGGCGAGCGUCCCGGGGGGCGCCUGCGAGCAGGAGCUGCCCCGGAGGACGCCGGGAACACGCGCAGAGGCCAAGGCCGCGCAGGCGCACCGCCCGGGCCGCGCUGCUGGGAGCAUGUUCGCGUCGCGCGACACCAGACGGCCGCGGCGGCGGGCAAGGGCGCGCGCUCGAGUCCGCGAAGCGCUCUGCUAUCUCAGGAUGCUGAGGAGACCCAGGGAGAAUGUUUAAAGGAUGAAGGGACCUCUGGAGCCCGGACAGCAGAAUUCCAGGAAAUGUUGACCUUCAAGGCCAUAUCUGUGGACUUCACCCAGGAGGAGUGGGGGCAGCUGGCCCCUGCUCACCAGCUUCUGUACCGGGAGGUGAUGCUGGAGAACUACGGGAACCUGGUCUCGGUGGGAUAUCAGCUUUCCAAGCCUGUUGUGAUUUCCCAGUUGGAGAAAGGAGAAGAACCAUGGCUGAUUGAGAGAGAGAUUUUAGGAGGUCCAGGUUCAGACUUGGAGAGUAAAACAGGAACCAGUGAGUUUACUUUAGAGAAUGACAUUUCAUGGAGAGAAUUUCACCACGGCCCGGUGAUGGAAAGGUCCACGAGAGGGAGCACCUUGUGUUCCACAUUUAGAAGAGUCUCCAAAAGGGGUCAGUUAGAAAGCCACCAGGAAAACCAAGGAAUGGGUAAGGGGCAAAUUCCCUUGAUCCACAGGAAAAUGCUCAGAUUUGAGAAAAGUAAUAAUGUGAGCUCACAAGAUAUUCCAGGACCAGUAGGUCCUCCAAGAGAAAGAGAACAUAAAUAUGACAUAUCUGGGAAGAGAAGUAGAUACAAUUUAGAUUUGACAAAUCAUUCAAGGAGCUAUACAAGAAUGAAAACCUUUGAAUGUAAUAUUUGUGAAAAAAUCUUCAAACAGCUUAUUCACCUUACAGAACACACGAUAAUUCAUACUGGAGAGAAACCUUUCAUAUGUAAAGAAUGUGGAAAAUCCUUUAGCCAAAGUUCAUCCCUUAUUCCACAUCAGAAAAUCCAUACUGGUGAGAAACCCUACGCAUGUAAAGAAUGUGGGAAAACCUUCAGACAUCCAUCAUCUCUUACUCAACGCAUUAGAAUCCAUACUGGGGGGAAGCCCUAUGAAUGUGGUAUGUGUGAGAAAGCAUUCAGUCAGAGCAUUGGGCUGAUCCAGCAUCUGAGAACCCAUGUUAGAGAGAAACCUUUUAAAUGCAAAGACUGUGGAAAAGCAUUUUUCCAGAUCAGACACCUUAGGCAACAUGAGAUUAUUCAUACUGGUGUGAAACCCUAUGUUUGUAAUGUAUGCAGUAAAACCUUCAGCCAUAGCACAUACCUGACUCAACACCAGAGAACUCAUACUGGGGAAAGACCAUAUAAAUGUAAGGAAUGUGGGAAAGCCUUUAGCCAGAGAAUACAUCUAUCUAUUCAUCAAAGAGUACCCACUGGAGUGAAACCUUAUGAAUGCAAUCAUUGUGGGAAAGCCUUUUGGCACGAUUCAUCCUUUGCUAAACAUCAGAGAAUUCAUACUGGAGAAAAACCUUAUGAUUGUAGUGAAUGUGGAAAAGCCUUCAGCUGUAGUUCAUCACUUACUAGACAUUGUAAAACACAUUUAAGAAAUGCCUUCAGCAAUGACAUGUGA
Molecule: messenger RNA, 1662 nt
Organism: Molossus molossus (Pallas's mastiff bat)
Lineage: Eukaryota; Metazoa; Chordata; Mammalia; Chiroptera; Molossidae
Product: zinc finger protein 69 homolog B-like
Exons: 5
Coding region: 1-1662 (553 amino acids)
Biological process (GO): negative regulation of transcription by RNA polymerase II
Molecular function (GO): DNA-binding transcription repressor activity, RNA polymerase II-specific
Source: RefSeq, a predicted model, not a curated record